AGCCAGUCAGUAUAUUUCCUCCGUGUGUAUUGGAUUUUUCAUUCUGGUUAAACAACUCUGAAUCAACCUCAUCACCAUCUUUGUCGUCAAUCAAUCCAGAUGGAUUAGAUAGAAUUAAAAUAAUAGAAAGGGAUAUUUUCGAUAUUGUACGCUCUGAAAUUGGUGAUCUAAUAGAACAAAUUCGUCUAAUCGAUUCAUACAAAGAUCCGAAAACAGGUCGACAAAGUCUUUGCUAUCGUUUCAUCUAUCGAGAUCAGCAUAAAACUUUAACAAUGGAUGAAGUACGACCAUUACAUGAGAAUAUUGGACAAGUUUUAGCUAAAAAAUUAAAUCUUACUAUUCGAUAAUAAUUUGUUGCUAUUAAACCACUACUGAUAUGAUUGUACAAUAUCUGAAUGUAAUCUUCUAAUCAAUACUAUUAUUAUGUACAUAUUUCUAGUUUUGUCAUACACACAUAUUUAUACAGUAUCUUCUCUCGUGAAAUUGACUUUUCAAAUGACUGACUUUGUUUUUUUUUGUUUUAAACUGUUUCCUUGAUGAAGAAAGAAUAAUGAAAUUGUUUGAUCACUCACUCAGUAUGUGGACAAUUUCUUUUUCACCCUUAACAUUGAUCAAAUUCUUUUGAUGACCUCAGAGUGUAACUAUUAGUCUAAGUAAAUAUUUAUCAAAAGCCUUACUUUUUGAUCAGUGAUAAUAUUCCAGUCCUACAGACGAUCAUUGUUAGAUCCUCAGAACUCACUUGUAAAAUGUUCUUAUUUUCUAUGUCUUCGCGAAUAAGUCGCUCAGUUGAUCUUGAGCUCACAUUUCCCACUCAGAAAAUUCUUAACUGUCAUUGGUUGAUGGAUUAUUUUAGUAUGCUUUUUUGUGGUUCUCCCAAGGGCAUGGCUAUCAUUGUAUAAAUGAGCUUGAUUUGUGUGCUUAUCAACUUCAUAUUUUCUGGGUGCUUGUAGAAUACACUUUCUACGCCAUA
Molecule: messenger RNA, 970 nt
Organism: Schistosoma turkestanicum
Lineage: Eukaryota; Metazoa; Platyhelminthes; Trematoda; Strigeidida; Schistosomatidae
Source: the annotation of a GenBank genome assembly